GAGGAUGGAUAAGAAGCACUGUGUGAAGCUGUCGGUGCAGCCCUCCAGAGCACUAGUGGAUGAGAAGUUCAUUGUCCUGGUGCAGAACGCCCCACCUGGUUUCCAGAUGACCAUCCACUCCCUCCACCACAGUGAAGACGGACACAGCUGGGAGGCAUUUGGUCACUACACUGCAGAUGCCACUGGAACAGUAAAUGUUUCUCAGGAUCACAGUGUGGGUGGGACUUAUUCUGGUGUGGAACCAAUGGGGUUACUGUGGAGCCUCAGACCAGUUCCAGGCAGCAAAUCAUGGCUCAGGUUUCGGAAGAUGAAUGUUGAAACUCCCAUGGAGGUCGCCAUCUCAGUGUACCAGGGUCACCAGACUGUAUUUGUGGAUCAGGUGCAGCUGGCCAGUGUGGUGGCAGAGCGCUGGUACAUGGCACCGGGGGUCCGCAGGAUCCCGGUCACUGAGUCAGACCUCACUGCCACCCUCUUCCUGCCCCCAGGACCUGGACCUUUCCCUGGAGUCCUGGACCUUUGGGGGGGUGGAGGUCAGCUGGUGGAGUAUCGUUCAGCACUGCUGGCCUCUCAUGGUUUCGCCUCCCUAGCCCUCGACUACCUGACGGCUAAAAUCACCUUGAAAACCGGGAAGAUGGUAGAAAACGACUACUUUGAGACAGCCUACAAAUUCCUGCAGGAGCAUCCACAGGUCAGCGGCAGCAGGAUCGCCAUGAUGGGUCUUUCUUUCGGUACCGCUAUGACCCUGAAGAUGGCAGUUUACUCCGAAGUCAUGAAGCUCAGCUGUGCAGUGUGUAUCAGUGGGAGUCACGUCCAACCAGUUAACGGAUCAGUUGAAGAGAACUAUGUCUUCUGUUUCAGGAAUUCAAAAAAGGUGUGUUUCACUGAGGAGAAACAAGCAAUCUACCGUGAUUUGCUGCUGCCAGUCCCCACCGACCCUGGAAUGAAAGUGGAUGUUGGGCGACUGCAGUGUCCUCUACUGUUGAUCGUAGGUGAGGACGAUCAGAACUGGGCAGCCCCUGAAUCUGCACAAGAUAUAAAGGAGAUGAUGGAGCAGGCGGGGAACAGUCAUCUACUAACUCUCCGGUCAUACCCAAACGCCGGUCACCUGAUCGAACCUCCGUAUUCGCCACAUACUCGAGCCAGCAUGCUCAAAGCAGUCCAUGUAAAUAAGAUGGUUGUGGUUCUGUGGGGUGGGGAUACGGUGGCUCAUUCUCGUGCUCAGGAAGACGCCUGGAGGAAGACACUGGCCUUUCUGUGGGAGAAUUUAUACGGCAGAAAAAACUCUGCUGUUACCUCCAUGUCACACCUGUAACGGAGAUCUAAUAAAACACAGAUACCUUGACUU
Sphaeramia orbicularis (orbiculate cardinalfish) is the source of this 1345-nucleotide messenger RNA. RefSeq names its product peroxisomal succinyl-coenzyme A thioesterase-like. Gene Ontology annotation, molecular function: fatty acyl-CoA hydrolase activity. The record is from RefSeq and is a predicted model, not a curated record. The coding region runs from base 5 to 1312 and encodes 435 amino acids. NCBI's taxonomy places the organism in Eukaryota, Metazoa, Chordata, Actinopteri, Kurtiformes, Apogonidae. Gene Ontology annotation, biological process: fatty acid metabolic process; acyl-CoA metabolic process. The transcript has 10 exons.